Molecule: messenger RNA, 666 nt
Organism: Ambispora gerdemannii
Lineage: Eukaryota; Fungi; Glomeromycota; Glomeromycetes; Archaeosporales; Ambisporaceae
Source: the annotation of a GenBank genome assembly
CUUAAUGAUGAUACAUUGAUCACUGCUCAUCACAAUAUGAAACUCUUGGUAAGAUUGAUAAUAGACGAGAUUGAAGAAGGCGACAGAUAUAAAUGGAUAUUUACAACUGGACCUACCAUAUCAGUACAUCAUUCUGGUAUUGGUAAGUUCUACCUUGCUUGUUCUCAAUGCUUCGAACUUGAACCCGAAUAUAAAGAAUCAAACUGCAAAAGGAUAGACCAUUUUGAUUGUCAUGGCAAGUUGAUUAUCUAUAUUAAUAUGAUGGCAAAAGAGGUAUCAAUAAAGCUUUGUCACGAUAUUCAGCAUGAAAAGCCUAUAGAUCUUACAAUCCCACCAGAAAUAAAACAUGAGAUCAUGGAGAACCUCUAUAUGGAUCCUGUACAGCUUCAGUCACAUCUUCAUCAAACAUUCGAUAUUUCACAAAUUACUCUGAAGCAAAUCAAUUAUUGGUGGUUUACUUUCUGUCAGCGUUUUUACAAAUUAGACAAAGAUUCUGUUAUUUCUGCGCGUCGCUUUUUAGAAAAUCUGAAUAAUAAUAAUCAGUUUUGUUUUGAGUGGAAGAGUGAAUUGGUUACAGCAAUUGGAUUCAUAACUCCUUUGCUAACUAAACUCUUACCUGUAUUGAGUAUCCAUUGUGAUGCGACCUACAAAACAGUUAAAGAAUGA